AUGUCCUUGCAAUCUGUACAAAUAAUUACAUAUGAAGGUGAAUUCACGUAAUUUCUAUUCAGCCAGCACAUAAAGAAUUUUCUGAGUUACUCAGGCUUAACCUCUACAAAUUAUCACACAGUCUCAAUAGUAGGCAGUCAAAGCACAGGAAAAAGUACUCUUCUCAAUCUGGUAUUUGGUACAGACUUUGAUACUCUUGAUCCGAUGCGAGAACGCAACCAAACUACCAAAGGUAUUCAUCUAGGCAUCAACCUUGACUUUAAAACCCUUAUUAUUGAUAUAGAAGGUACAGACAGUCUUGCACGAGGUGAAGAUGGCGCUGCCUUUGAGGCUAUGGCAGCUUUAUUUGCUUUAUCUGUGUCUGAUAUCCUAAUGGUGAACAUGUGAACAAGUGAAAUAGGCCGCUACAAAGCUGCCAGCAUUGGGCUUCUAAAAACGAUUUUUGAAGCUAACUUACGCCUUUUCUCUCAGGAAAGGAAAAAAAGGAUUCUCUUUUUGCUUCGCGACUUUAAUGACAAAAAAGAUAAUUUAUUCGUCUUAAAGCAGCAAAUGAGUAAAACAGUAGAAGAAGUCUGAGAGCAAAUACAUAAACCUAGUGAAUAUGCAAUGAGCCAUGUUUUUGAGUUAGUGAUAUUUAAUCGAAAAUCCUGAAUUGCGAUUAUUUAAUAGAUUUUCCAGCAUAAGACUUGCUUUCAAAAAUACAUAAAUGUCUUUUUAUAUGAAAAGUUAUUUCAUAACUAUAUUUUUGAUUAUUUUGAUUUUGAUUUCAAAACAAUUUCUACCAAAGAUUUUAAGCCAAAAGAAUUCAAAGCAGAUAUUGAUGAACUAAAGGAAAGAUUUAGGGAUGAAGAAAAGUUUGAUUAUUUGUUUAGGAUGAAAAACACUGAUAUACCAAUUGAUGGAGUUCCCCUCUAUUAUCAGACAAUUUGGGAUGUAGUUAAAAACGAUAAAGAAAUUAAUAUUCCUUCACAGAAAGAAAUGCUUGCGAAUUUAAGAUGCAAUGAACUUAAGAUAGAAGCUUAUGAAUGGUUUAAAAAUAGCAUGAGUUCUUUUGCAAAGCAAGUUGGAAGAGAAAUCGUCAAAGAUUUUGGAAAAGAAAUAGCAAAAUUUCUAAAAAAAGGGAUUGAUAAAUAUGAUGAAAAAGCUGCUAAUUAUUAUGAAGUAGUCUAUAGAAGAUUUAGAGAAGAGUUGAUUGGCUUAGCUCUUGAGCAAUCAAAAGAUCUUUUUAGGCUGCAAAUGAAAUUUAUAUUAGAAUCAUAUCAAAAGAAAUUCAAAGUCCUUUUAGAAAAGAAAAUCCAAAAAAAUAAAACAAUUGAAAACUUCAAUGAAAUAAUUGCUGAUAUAUACAAAGAAAUUUUUGAUGGAUUUAACAUAGACACCGAAUCAAGUUUACUUCAAAAUAGCGACUGAGAUAUAGAUGAAUAUCGAAGCUCUCUUUCUGAUUUUAUGAAUGAAAAAUGUGCUUUUGAAAAAGAGAAAGAACUUGCCUUGUUGGAAAAAGAAGUAAAUUUGCAACUUACUGGUGGAAAAUUUUCAAACCAAAUAAGCAGAGCUCUUGAACAAAUGAAUGAAGAAACAAUGUGGGAAAAUUUGAAGAAUAUUCAAAGAGAGCAUAUGGAAUCCUUAGAAAAACACUGUAAAGCUGUACUUGAAGGUCUUGGUUUCACAGAUAACCAAAUUGAGCAGCAUAUUUUAAACAUAAAAGUCCAAUUUUAUGAGUCAAUGAAAUCAAAGAUAAACAAAUAUUGCGACCAUUUGGUCGAUCACUUGGUAAGGCAUUUUAAUCAAUUAUUUUUGAAAGAUGAAAAUGGGGUUCCAAGGACUUGGGAUCGUGAAAAUAUCCAAGAAAUUUACGCAGUCUCUAAAGCAAAAACAGUAAAAGUCCUUGAAAAUUUUAGAUUUUUCCAGCUGCUACCUGAUUGGGACUAUGCUCUUGAUGAUGUUAACUAUGAAGAAUUGUUGAACGAAGAUAGAUUUAGAAUGAUAAAUGACAGUUUUGUGAAAGAUGCUGAAAUAGCAUAUAAAGAAGCAGUGCAUUUGAAAGAGUUUGGGUAUAGUAGGACACAUAUUCCUACUUGAUUUUGACUUAUUUUACUUUUGCUAGGAUGGAAUGAGAUAUUAUGGGUACUUCGAUCCCCAGUAAUUUUAUAUCCUUUGAUAUUUAUAGGAGCAAUUAUUGCACUGGCAUUUUCUAUGGGAUUUGGAUCCACAAUCAUCAAUUUUGUAAAAACGCUUUAUCAAGGCUACAAUUUUUUUAGAAGUAAUUAA
Blepharisma stoltei is the source of this 2268-nucleotide messenger RNA. Lineage: Eukaryota; Ciliophora; Heterotrichea; Heterotrichida; Blepharismidae. The record is from the annotation of a GenBank genome assembly.